This is a messenger RNA of Postia placenta MAD-698-R-SB12, 480 nucleotides long. RefSeq lists its product as hypothetical. The record is from RefSeq and is a predicted model, not a curated record. The transcript has 3 exons. The coding region runs from base 1 to 480 and encodes 159 amino acids. NCBI's taxonomy places the organism in Eukaryota, Fungi, Basidiomycota, Agaricomycetes, Polyporales, Adustoporiaceae.
AUGUCGCGCCAUCUGCGCUGUCUGCCUGCGGUGGGGCGAGUGUACAAGCCCGCCGCGCGCAUCCCCGCCGGGGCGCUCGCCAGGACUUCUCGUGCGCCCCAACGGCGUCUUCCCUACCCGCGCACACCAGAGGUAUAUCCCAGCACAGAGAACCCGCCGACGGCAAAACGCGUGCGUUUCGCACGCGCGACGCGGACAUUCCUCCCUGGCAACCCCACGGCAUCCGCGCGUCCUGCCGCUGGACACCGUAACCGCGCGCUGCUCGCACGCGCAAUGACCGCGGGCCCAGGCCCGGGCACCGCAUGUCCGAACGUCCCCGCACGGCGGGGUGCGCCACCCCGGGGCGGCACCGGGCGACAGUCUGGCAUGCGUGCAACCAAGGGCCGCCUCUGUCCUUGUUUCGACUGCUGUGUACCGACAGCACAGGCGUGCUGGUCGUCGGAAUGGACGGUGCCUGUGGUGCAUAGAAUUGACGUUUAG